AUGUCGGACCCAUCCGCUUCGUCUUCGGCCUCUCCGAACUGGUCAAGUGACCGCUUCUUCCAGACACAAUCGGCGCCGCCGAAUCUCGCCGAGGUCUCGGCCUCUGCUUCGGACUUCGUCCAACGUCACAUCAACCAAGCUCGACCCGUCGUUCUCGUCACUUCAGGCGGAACAACAGUGCCUCUGGAAAAGAACGUCGUCCGAUUCCUCGACAACUUCUCCGCAGGAACUCGAGGAGCUACGUCCGCCGAAUACUUCCUCUCGGCCGGCUACGCUGUCAUCUUUAUGAGUCGACAACAUUCUCUCGCUCCGUAUACUCGACACUACAGUCAUACGACAAACCCUUUCUUAGACCUGCUCGCGGAUCCAGCUACCCACGUUCACACCGACUCGCCUGCUUCCGGUACAGGAGAGGAUGACAUUACCGUUCUCAAGCAACACGUCGCCCAUCUUCGACCCAUCCUCUCGGCCUACCAUCAUGCGCGUACAUCUGGCCUGCUACAUACCGUUCCCUUUGUGACUGUCAAUGACUACCUCUGGCUGCUACGAGAGAUGUCUCGUGUUAUGCAACCGCUAGGUCGCAACGGGAUGUACUAUCUCGCUGCUGCAGUCAGUGAUUUCUUCAUCCCCUCGACAAACGUUCCCGAACAUAAAAUCCAGUCUGGAAAGGGCUCUCUUGUGAUCCAAAUGGAUCAGGUUCCAAAAGUGCUCAAGCCCAUGGUCGAACAGUGGGUACCAGAGGGGUAUCUGGUCAGCUUCAAGCUGGAAACCGACCCGAAGCUGCUCAUUCCAAAAGCUGUCGCAGCAUUGCAAAGGUACGGUCAUCAACUUGUCAUCGGUAACGACCUAAACAGAAGAAAGUUCGAGGUUGUCUUUGUAGAGCGUGAUAGCAACAACACAGGCUCACCCUCAACCUCGCAAACACAACCACAACCACAACGGCCAAUAGAUCGAGUCAACGUCGACGGUCAGCACUUUACUGCUACAUGGAUGCGUCUUUCUGACAGCCUCACAGAAGGAGGCGGAAAGGGCGGCGAAAAGGAACUCGAGGAGGACAUCAUUCGCGAGCUGUGUACACGUCACCAACAAUGGAUUGCCAAAGCUACUCCGACGGCAUCUAGAUUUUAA
Molecule: messenger RNA, 1128 nt
Organism: Ustilago hordei
Lineage: Eukaryota; Fungi; Basidiomycota; Ustilaginomycetes; Ustilaginales; Ustilaginaceae
Exons: 1
Coding region: 1-1128 (375 amino acids)
Biological process (GO): coenzyme A biosynthetic process
Cellular component (GO): cytoplasm; nucleus
Molecular function (GO): phosphopantothenate--cysteine ligase activity
Source: RefSeq, a predicted model, not a curated record